ACGUUUCCCGUUUUCACCCUCGGACCUCUCCUUCGGAUCACUCACCGCCAGAAUCCCUUAUCCGGGUGUUGCCCCACUGCCUCCGGCUUCAUUUCCCUCGAAAGCGCAGGCGCAAGCGCAUUCCAGGGCUUGCUGACCGGAAAGACAACUUCCCCGAGCCCCGCCCGCUCUCUCCGCUGAUUGACAGCAAGAACGAACCGGUCAGCGUGCAGCAAACGAGAGUGGGUCCGCCCUACUAGGACGCGCGCGCAACCUGCCUCGCUCCGGGCAUGAGGGUCUGCGGGGUUUGGGGCCGCGUUCUUGGCGGCUGGCGGCGGGGAAUAGGGCUGCGCACGGAGACCAGGGACGCAGGGUUCGGCUCCGAGGCCCGGCAUCAACCGCACCCUCAAGGCCCCUACUGGGCUUCGGGGCCCCUCGGCGAGCAGCCUUUCCCGGGCCUGCAGUGGUCAGAGGGUCUUAGCCGCGAAGAGCUGGUCGACGUGCUGAGGGAGGCCGUGGUAGACCAGAGAGGACCUCUCGUGGCGCUCAACAAGCCGCAGGGCCUGCCAGUGACAGGAAAGCCAGGAGAGCUGACGUUGGUCUCGGUGCUGCCCGAGCUGAGCCAGUGCCUGGCACUGGGGGCGUCUACACUGCAGGUUGUGCAGGCACCCGGGAAGGAGGCCUCUGGGCUUGUCCUCCUCUCCAGCUGUCCCCAGACAGCCGGCUUCCUGUACAAAUUCUUCACCCAAGCACGGAGGACCCAGAGACCCACAGCCACCUACUGGGCUGUCACCCACGGGGUCCCAGCCACACGUGAGGGCAAGAUCCAGACAGCUCUGAGGCUGCAGGAGAUUGAUGGGGUCCGUCUGGUCAUUCCAGUCAAGUCCCCAACCCGGAAGGACAUCCUAGCAAACGUCAAAAGAACCCUCAGCUACUUCUAUGUGGUGGCCACGGGCUCCGGCUGUGCCCUUGUCCAGCUACAGCCUCUGACAGGUUUCCCCAGGCAGCUGCAGGUACACAUGACACUGCAGCUCUGCCCUGUGCUUGGGGACCACAUUCACUCAGCCCGCGUGGGCACCGUCCUGGGCCAGCGCUUUCUGCUACCAGCUGAGACCACCAAACCCAGGAGACAGGUCCUGGACGCAGCUCUCCUCCAACGCCUCCGGCUGACCCCCUCACAGGCCGCCCAGCUGCCCCUGCACUUGCACCUGCACCGUCUCCUCCUCCCGGGCACAGGGCCCAAGGAUGCCCCCAUCCAGCUUGUGGCCCCCCUGCCCACAUACUUCUCCAGGACCCUACAGCGCCUAGGGCUGCGCCAUCAAGAGCCCUCCCUGUGUCCCUGAUGUCCUACGGCCCCUACAAGUGGGAGGGUUCGGGGCUGUAGCCAGGCUGGAGGAUGGGCUCAGGGCACAACACAGAGUCCCCGGGCUCGACUCCUUCAAACCUGAGAUGGGCUCCUGGUCACACUGCUGGCUUGCUGUGACCAUCUCUUGUGGCUUGAGAUAAUAAAAGCUCCUACCUUGUGGUCCAGUGUUGAGGACUUGCUGAAAAAGCAGAUGUUAAUCAGGGACCAUGUCGUGUGCCAGGUUGGAAGUUUUCGUUCUGAUCCUGCUUAGGAGAUCUUAAAAACACAUGUGAGAUUGUCCAUCUCAGCCACUUCUGAGUGAGUCGUCCUAUGGCGUUAAGCACACUCACUUCCCUGUGCGACCAUCACGUCAACUGUGUCCAGAACCUUCUGUCUCGCCAAACUGGAGCUCUGCGAUUUAAGCACACACUCAGUUCCCAGCCCCUAUCCAUCUUUUACCUGGGCCCAUCCUGGCUGUUGUAGAUAUUUGGGAGUGAACC
Molecule: messenger RNA, 1824 nt
Organism: Ochotona curzoniae (black-lipped pika)
Lineage: Eukaryota; Metazoa; Chordata; Mammalia; Lagomorpha; Ochotonidae
Gene: RPUSD3
Product: RNA pseudouridine synthase D3
Exons: 9
Coding region: 270-1322 (350 amino acids)
Biological process (GO): pseudouridine synthesis
Molecular function (GO): RNA binding; pseudouridine synthase activity
Source: RefSeq, a predicted model, not a curated record